CCUGUGUGUUAGUCUAUUGGCAGCAGCGGUGGUGGCAGCGGUGGUGGUGAUCUGUGGGUUGCUUGACGUCGUCGGUCGGUCGGCGCUCGCUCGAUCGGUCGGUUGCUUGGUUAGUUGGGCGAAGGAGGAGGCCAGCUUGCUGUUCAACAACUUUAGAAUAAGCUACUGCAAAUCCCUGCUCGAGUGAGUCAGUCAGUGUCCACAGAGCGGGAUUUUGAGCCUCCGAUCGAGCCUACCCUGUGUCAGAACUCCGAGAGGAGUCGGGAAGCCGAGACCAUCCAAGACGAACGAACGCACGGUCGGACUGCGGAAAAAGGUUCAACGUUCGCAUAACCAGCAGGCAUGUCUGGGGAAGGAGACCUCAAUGUAGACUCGGUAAUCUCGCGCCUGCUGGAAGUCCGAAGUUCCAGGCCUGGUAGAGCGGUUCAACUGAGCGAAGCCGAGGUUCGAGCGCUGUGUUUGAAGUCCAGAGAAUUGUUCCACUCGCAACCUAUCCUUCUGGAACUUGAGGCACCGCUUAAAAUCUGUGGCGAUAUUCACGGACAGUAUACCGAUCUGCUAAGACUCUUCGAGUACGGCGGCUUCCCUCCAGAGGCGAACUAUUUGUUUCUCGGUGACUAUGUCGACCGUGGGAAGCAGUCUCUGGAAACAAUAUGUUUACUGCUUGCGUACAAGAUCAAAUAUCCAGAGAAUUUCUUCCUGCUCCGGGGCAACCACGAAUGUGCAUCCAUCAAUCGCAUUUACGGAUUCUACGACGAAUGCAAACGCAGAUACAACGUCAAGUUAUGGAAGACGUUCACCGACUGCUUCAACUGUCUCCCGAUCGCUGCUAUCGUAGAUGAGAAAAUCUUCUGUUGCCAUGGCGGCCUCUCCCCGGACCUACAAAACAUGGAGCAGAUCCGUCGCAUCAUGAGACCCACCGACGUUCCGGACACAGGCUUACUCUGCGAUCUUCUGUGGUCGGACCCCGACAAAGACGUCCAGGGCUGGGGAGAAAAUGACCGCGGGGUGUCAUUCACUUUCGGCGCCGACGUCGUCUCGAAAUUCCUAUCGAGACACGACCUCGACCUCAUCUGCCGUGCUCACCAAGUGGUGGAGGACGGUUACGAAUUUUUCGCCAAGAGGCAACUCGUCACGCUCUUCUCCGCUCCCAACUACUGCGGGGAAUUCGACAACGCGGGCGGUAUGAUGAGCGUCGACGAAACGUUGAUGUGCUCUUUCCAAAUACUGAAACCCUCAGAAAAGAAAGCCAAGUAUCAGUACCAGGGUCUGAACUCGGGAAGACCGGUCACACCGUCGCGGGGUCCAGUCAAAAAGAAGUGAUGAUCGACUCGCUCGCUAGCUAGCUCGAAAGAGUAGCUCGCCUCAACUACGUACGAAACCCCAGCGAAACUCAGCGAGGAUCAAGACCAGCAUCUCAUCAAAAUCUGGCGUCCAGCCGGGCCCGGCCGGCGACAAACGACCGAGCCCUCGUUGUAUAUAGGAACGAAGCACCCCGACCGAUGGUCUGUUCAUACUAGUACCGAGCUCUCACCCUGAUUAAUUCACCACCGACGACGACGACAAUAUCCGUUCAAUGUUGUGGCAUUCUUUGUUUUUCCCUCUCUUCGACUGCUGGCAAGUUUAUGGCGAAUACAAGUU
Messenger RNA from Galendromus occidentalis (western predatory mite), 1641 nucleotides. RefSeq names its product serine/threonine-protein phosphatase PP1-beta catalytic subunit. Gene Ontology annotation, cellular component: nucleus; cytoplasm. The record is from RefSeq and is a predicted model, not a curated record. Lineage: Eukaryota; Metazoa; Arthropoda; Arachnida; Mesostigmata; Phytoseiidae. Gene Ontology annotation, molecular function: protein serine/threonine phosphatase activity. The transcript is spliced from 4 exons. Bases 343 to 1323 code for a protein of 326 amino acids.